UCUAUUUUAUUUUGAAAAUAUGGACCCUUCGACAUUUUUUGAUCAGCCCAGUUAGCGAGCAGCUUUUGGUAACUGGGCUACGGUCUCAACCCAGUUACCGAACUAGUACUGUAUAUGAAUUCUUUAAUUUUCUAAUUAUUUCAUUUUUUUUAAAUACCUACUUAUUAAACUAAAUAUGCUUAUUAUUAAUAAUUAAUUAUUCAAUUCAACAGGCAAGAAUUGGGUGGUGGGCUUUCUAAAGCGCCAUCCCGAUAUCGCAGUUCGAACGCCGGAAGGUGUUUCGGCGGCAAGCGCACGCGUUUCUGAAGGUGAUUUACGUGGCUGGUUCAGCAAUGUGUUGACUUACGCGAUCGCUGAACGCUUGAUGGAAGCGAUGAAAGACCCGCAGCGGAAGGUGAACGGGGACGAGAUUGGUUUUUAUUUAUUCCAUCUGGCGAAAAAAGUCCUGGCGAAGCGAGGUAGCAGGGACGUAAUGAUGGUUGAGGCCGGAGACCCGAAGAAAAACAUAACUGUUUUGUUUUGCUUUUCCGCCGAUGGGGAUUAUUUCCCGCCGAUUGUGGUUUUGCCAUACGAGCGAUUUCCGCCAGAUGUUAUCCAAAGCUAUCCAGGAAGCUGGGGCCUCGGCAAAACAAAAAGCGGAUGGAUGGACACAAAAAAUUUCGUGCUAUACAUUCAGAAGGUUUUGUACCCUGCCCUGGUCCGAAAAAGGGUGACGUUUCCGGUACUCUUCUUCGUCGAUGGACAUCGUUCUCACACAGCCUUUGCCGCGGCGGAUGCGUGCCUAAAGCUAGGGAUAGUGCUGAUAGCACUUUAUCCCAACGCAACCAGAAUCAUUCAACCUGCCGAUGUGGGAAUAUUCGGUCCACUCAAGCAAUCCUGGAGGAAAAUCUUGGCUCGAAUGCCGCCGAACGAAGCCGUAACGGUUAAAACCUUUGCCGACAAGCUGCUCCCGGCAAUGAAUGAAGCUUUCAAGCCGGAAACGAUCAAGGCUGCAUUUAAAGUAUGCGGCAUUGAACCAUUCGAUCCAAAUGCACCAAACUACACGAAAUGUUUGGCCAAGUCCUCAGAGAUACUCCAAACAUCUCCUGGCUUGAACGAAAAUCCAACUCGAGGACCAAAUCAAGCAUUGGCCAACUCUUCCAGCGUGUACUCAUCCACACCAGCCACAACCGAGUCGAUUAGGCCACCAGUCCAAUCGCCGCUUCCAGAAUUGGUCGAUUCGGCCAGAUUGACGAUCCCUGAAGGCAGAUUCUACGACGUCGCGAUGGACGACGCGAACGUGGCACCAGUCCAAUCGCCGCUUCCGGAAUCGGUCGAUUCGGCCAGAUUGACGAUCCCUGAAGGCAGAUUCUACGACGUCACGAUGGACGACGCGAACGUGGCACCAGUCCAAUCGCCGCUUCCGGAAUUGGUCGAUUCGGCCAGAUUGACGAUCCCUGAAGGCAGAUUCUACGACGUCGCGAUGGACGACGCGAACGUGGCACCAGUCCAAUCGCCGCUUCCGGAAUCGAUCGAUUCGACCAGAUUGACGAUACCUGAAGGCAGAUUCUACGACGUCACGAUGGAAGACGCGAACGUGGCACCAGUCCAGUCGACAUACCGUUUGGAUCCAGAACUGGUCGAUUCGGGCAUCGUGUACUUCCCCGAAGACGUGACCAGUAGCGUUGUCGACGAGACAAACAUGACGCCGGUAGCGGAACCAACUCUGCCUCUACAGGAUCAAACUAAUACCAGGCCGAUAAGUAUCGCUGACUUCCUCACCACACCUCCAACCCCUAAGAGGAAAGGCAAACAUAUAAACUAUAAAAUCCGGACUAAUCCUAUCUUAACGGCUGCUGAGAGGAUGGAAGAACUCAGAGAAAAUGAACGACAAAAGGAACAGGCCAAGCAGCAAAAACUUGAGAAUGCUCGCAAACGCGAGCAAAAAAGGGCAGAUAAAGAAGUAGAUAAGAGACAGCGUGAGGAGACCAGGGCAAGAAAGAAGGAAGAGAGAAAAGAGUGGAUGGCUCUUAAGGAAGCGCUAAGAGUCCGCAAGCAAAAGGAAAGACAAGAAAAGCAGGAAGCUAAAAAGAAAGCGAAGCAGUCUCCAGACGAAUCUUAUGUACGGCUACGUUGAAAACCCACCAUUGCAGAACAAGAAGUAAUAUCCCAAUAAUAUCACUAAUAUUUUAAUCAAUAAGACACCUUCAAGAAACAACACCACAAAAAUACAACAUAUUAAUCAAUAAAACACCAUGAAAAAGUUCAAUUUGAAUCUAACUGAACCCCAAGUCUCCUGCUUAUUCAAUCCGAAAAAAGUUACAUACAAAAAUAUCUCAUUUGAGCAAUAACAUCGAUUCAAAUGCAAAGCUCAUUUUGAUGAAAAAUGAGCUGUUGUGCUAGUAGUUAUCGACAUAAACCAAAAUUUUAACCUUCCAAUGAAACCAGUGUUUUUUUCUUUAACUUCUCUAAAAAAAAGGUCCCGAUUUUCCCCAGUUGGCGGUACUCAAUUUAUUGAAGAUCAUUUGUUUUUCGCAAUUUAAUUACCAACUCAACUGUCGUUUUGAAAAAAAUAAACUACUUGGCUCAUUCACUCAUAGGCCCUUUACAAUCUUCCAUUUUUGUUUAUUCUCUCAUUGUAUAUGUAGUUGUGCGGGCACACGAUAAGCGAUGGAAUUAGAGUUCACCAAGGUUGGAAUUAGGUUUGAUGGGCCAAGUUUAGAGGAAAAAACUAUUAAUACAAACAUACCAUUCAAACAGUUUUAUAAUAGUUAAAUGUAGUUUCAACCUAACUAUAGUAAACAGUUAGAGUUGUGCUUUCGAUUGAACACAUUUUUGGCAUACUCUUGCGUGAACAACAUAGUUUAAUUAGCAAAACAAUGCAGUAGUGCUGCUUAACCUGCCAAACAUACGUGCCGUU
Culex quinquefasciatus (southern house mosquito) is the source of this 2899-nucleotide messenger RNA. RefSeq lists its product as uncharacterized. The coding region runs from base 365 to 2116 and encodes 583 amino acids. Lineage: Eukaryota; Metazoa; Arthropoda; Insecta; Diptera; Culicidae. The record is from RefSeq and is a predicted model, not a curated record. Gene Ontology annotation, cellular component: nucleus. The transcript has 2 exons. Gene Ontology annotation, molecular function: DNA binding.